AUGACAGAGCUCAUAAACAAUGUGUGAGGGCAGACAAACCCUGCAGACCAACUCUGCUUACACAGAAACAAGCCAGGCCUGUACCCUGCUGAGUGUCUGCACAGGGAAAAUGUAUGUGGAUGAUUUUAAGGUUUACAUGUGAACAUAUCAGGAAUCUGUACUCUGAAGAUACAAACUAGACUAACGUUGUUGUGCUUUUGUUCUUCAGAUAGAGAACCAUUUAAGAAAAUCAAUAUUAACCUGUUGAUCUAAGAUGUCGUAUGUAAAUCAGUCUCAGACUCUCAACGUUACUUCUGAGCAGAAGUAUCAGGGAUUACUGGAAAAAGUGUUGUUGUCCACGCUGAUUGCAAUGCCAUGCUGUGUGUUUCUCUUCAUUAAUGGGACCAUGUUAUUCACCUUGAGGAGUAAAUCUGUGUUUAGGGGGACCUCUCGUUACAUUCUGCUGUAUAACCUCCUUUUUUCAGACACUGUAUUACUGGCACUGAGUCAGUUUCUGUACACACUGGCUGCCUCUAAAAUAAUGUUGUCAUAUCCUGUGUGUGGUGUUUUUACUAUGUUAUCCAUUCUCACAGAUGAAAUCUCUCCUCUCACACUGGUGGUGAUGUCUCUGGAGAGAUAUGUAGCUGUGUGCUACCCACUGAGGCACGCUACCAUCAUCACCAUCAGAAACACAGGGGUGGCUAUCAUUGUGGUUUGGGCCUUCAGUGUACUGAAUGUCUUUAUUCGAGUUGUUUUGCUGUUAGAUUUUCCAUUUUCAGACCUGGAGAGUCUGCAGAUGACAGAUGUUUGCUCUGACAUAGAUAUGAUUCUCAGCCCAAUGUCUGAUAUUUAUGACAAAGCAUACACUGGUUUUGUGUUUCUAUCAGCUGGUGUUGCAGUUAUUUCUUCCUAUAUUGGUGUGAUGAUAGCAGCCAGGUCAGCCUCCACAGACAAAGCUUCAGCCAGUAAGGCUCGUAACACACUGCUGCUGCAUCUGGUGCAGCUGGGUCUCACUCUCUUAUCAACUCUGCACACCUCUAUUGUUAUAUCACUCUCAAAAACCCUACACAGAGUAAUAAUUGGACGCAUCAAGAGUUUUUUCUAUGUGUUUAUAUAUAUCUUCCCCAGAUGUCUGAGUUCGCUCAUCUAUGGGCUCCGAGAUCAGACCAUCAGACCCGUACUCAUGUACCAUCUCUGCUGUCGACUGAAACUCAGUCGUCCCGGUAAAGGCUGAGGUCUCACCCCAAAAUAUACCGAAUGAUUCAAAACUUAUAUAUAAAACACUUGGUUCGUACUGCAACAGGACUAUAUUUGUUCCCUUAAUUAUUUAUGAUGAGUUCAUACUAAACCUCAACUUCAUGUCCUUUAUUGUUUGCAAAGAGCAAACGGAAUAUAAUGUUUGUAUUUGUCUCUGGCCACUUCCACUACCGUAUUCAAACACAUUUAAGCCCAGCCGUAUAAAAUCUGUUCAGCACCUGGUAGAUAGCUUAGGAUGUAACAAACAACACAAAUUAUUUUGGAAUUUAAGACCUGAAGAUCCGGCAGAUGAAGUGCCUGUUUCAGUUGCUUUUACUGGCUUUACUGUCUGUUUUAAUGUGUGUUUCUCUCUUCAUGCUGUUAUUUAUGUACCUGUGAUUAACUUUUUAUUCUACUGUUUUUAACUUAGCUCGUUAUCCAAGCUCUGCUGAAAAGCAAAUAAUCAAUAAAGUACAAAAUAAAUCAUCA
This is a messenger RNA of Dicentrarchus labrax (European seabass), 1704 nucleotides long. RefSeq names its product odorant receptor 131-2-like. Gene Ontology annotation, biological process: G protein-coupled receptor signaling pathway. The coding region runs from base 254 to 1213 and encodes 319 amino acids. NCBI's taxonomy places the organism in Eukaryota, Metazoa, Chordata, Actinopteri, Moronidae. Gene Ontology annotation, cellular component: membrane. The transcript has a single exon. Gene Ontology annotation, molecular function: G protein-coupled receptor activity. The record is from RefSeq and is a predicted model, not a curated record.